ACUUAUCAUUCAUUUCACUUGUUGACAAUAUAACGGUGGCGGUGGUGUCGGAUUGAAUGUUUCGCUGACCGUGGCUCAGGUACCAAACACUGAUGAUCCUGAUCUUCCUGUGGAUACUCUCCGAGCUUGGACCAUCGGUUUCAUCACUUGUACAAUCGUUGCUGCCAUGAACCUUCUUAUGGGUCAACACAUCACCGGUCUGAUCAUUCCGAGCGCAGUCGUCCAAUUGAUCGCUUACCCCAUGGGAAAGGGAUGGGCUGCCGCUAUGCCCCAUAUUCACAUCUUCGGCAUUCCUCUGAACCCUGGGCCUUUCAACAAGAAGGAGCACACCAUCAUCACUAUGAUGACUGCAGCUGGUGCUUCAACGAGUUACGCUUUCGAUAUCCUGCUUGCACAACAACAGUUUUAUGGACAGAAGUGGGGCUGGGGUUUUCAGAUCCUGCUAACCAUCUCUACCCAGGCAUUAGGCUUUGGUAUGGCUGGUAUGCUUCGUCGCUUCUUGGUCUGGCCGGCUGCUAUGAUUUGGCCCAGCACACUCAUUACUACCACUGUUAUGGACAGUUUGCACGACCACCGUCCGACCGAUCCGAGCCAAGCCAAUGGCUGGUCAAUCGGUCGGUAUAGGUUUUUCAUCAUCGUCGCUGCUGCUUGUUUCGGUUGGCACUGGGUUCCUUUCGUCAUUGCUCCCUUCUUGUCCUACCUGGGCAACUUCCCGACAUGGGCCGCCCCAAACAACCUUGCCGUAAAUCAGGUGUUCGGAGGUCUCCACGGUCUUGGAAUCAUGCCAAUAACUCUCGACUGGACCGUUGUCACCGGCUUUUUCCUCAGCCCCCUCAUGUAUCCCUCAUUCGCCUUGAUCAACAUGGGUGUAGGUGGUCUGUUGUUCCUGCUUGGCAUCGUAGGUCUGGGGUUUGCUGCCCAAGACUACAUGAAGUAUUUGCCUUUGCUUGCGAACACCAAUUUUGACCAUUUCGGCGAAAAGUACAACACUACGCGUAUCCUCACAGCUGAUCUGACGCUUGAUGUCGCCGCAUAUGAGGCUUACUCGCCUUUAUUCGUCGGUCCAGCUUUCGCUCUCGCCUAUGGUCUCGGUUUUGCUACUUUGAUUUCGACUUUGGUCCAUGUCGGUCUAUUUUACGGCAAAGAUAUUUGGCACCGCACCAAGAAUGCGAGGUACGAGGAGCCUGAUGUUCAUUUGAAGCUGAUCCGCAACUAUCGUGAGGCCCCUGAAUGGUGGUUCCUCACUGUCUUUGUCAUUAGUUUCGUGUUCGGUCUUGUCGCUGCCGUGUGCUGGGACACUCACUUGCCAUGGUGGGCUUACAUCGUCACUAUUAUUAUUGGAGCAUUCUUUGUUUUACCUGUCGGCAUUAUACAAGCUGUCACCAAUUCCCAGACAGGUUUGAACGUUAUCACUGAAAUGAUCGUCGGUUACAUGCUUCCUGGGAGACCCGUCGCAAUGAUGCUGUUCAAGAGUUUUGGAUACAUGUUUGCCUACAACUGUCUUCAGUAUGUUUCCGACUUGAAGGUCGGACAUUAUAUGAAGGUGCCUCCUCGGUCCAUGUUCCGUGCCCAGCUUUUUGCCGUCAUCUGGCUAUCUCUUGUUCAGGUUGCCACAUUCAAUUGGAUGUUGGGUGCCCUUCCCGCUGUGUGCACUGAGGACCAGCCCCAAGGUUUCACGUGUGCCGGUGCACGCACUUUCUUCAACGCUUCAGUCAUCUGGGGUCUAAUUGGUCCCAAGCGCAUGUUUGGUGCUGGUGCACUCUACUCCUGGUGUAACUGGUUCUGGCUCGUUGGCGCAGCUCUCCCAGCCAUCCAGUACGUUAUCGCUCGCAAGUAUCCCAAGAGCCCUGCCAAGUACAUCUUCUUCCCAGCUUUGUUCGGUAUCUCCGGCAUGAUUCCCCCGGCUACUCUCUUUGCACUUCUGUGCUGGUUGACCGUUGGUUUGACCUUCAAUGUCGUCGUGAAGCGAAAGUAUUUUGGCUGGUGGAAACGUUACACCUACGUCUUUUCUGGAGCCAUGGACAUCGGUGCUGCGUGCUGCUUGGUUCUGUACGCUGUUAGCAUUGGCAUUUCGGAAGCCUCCUUCCCUUCAUGGUGGGGUAACACGGGAUGGGCUGAUAAUUUGGAUCAGAAUGGUUUAACCAUGUCCAAGACGCUGCCCGACGAUGGUUCAUUUUUCGGCCCUACGACUUGGCGUUAAACCACUUAGACGCGUUACAUGUUUGGCUUCGAAUAAUACCCUACGAAGCUUAAUCAUGCGUAACUAUAUUCAUGAGUCAUGAGGAUAAAAAGAGGAACGAAAUGGUUCAAUGAGGUCUGCGUACGCGUACGAACGGUCGUGGUAUAUACAAUAAAUUAAUGUACAUUCAUUCACAAGAUUCUUUUUCAUCUAACUUGCGCAGCUCAACA
This is a messenger RNA of Truncatella angustata, 2409 nucleotides long. RefSeq names its product OPT oligopeptide transporter protein-domain-containing protein. The transcript is spliced from 2 exons. Lineage: Eukaryota; Fungi; Ascomycota; Sordariomycetes; Amphisphaeriales; Sporocadaceae. Bases 167 to 2200 code for a protein of 677 amino acids. The record is from RefSeq and is a predicted model, not a curated record. Gene Ontology annotation, biological process: transmembrane transport. Gene Ontology annotation, molecular function: oligopeptide transmembrane transporter activity.